CAGGCUGCCUGGCACAGCUUGUAACAGAAGCCUGUAUGUAGCAAGGUUUCAGUAGACCAACAGAUUCUUGACAGUGUGCUCCGUUGUAAUGCUCUUCUUGCAAUUUCUGUUGUUGCUGCUGAAAAGAUGGCUGCUCCUUUAGACUGUUCUCGGCUGAUUCAGGAGCACCGGGAACGGCUCCUGCGUUGGAUUGAACCCAGCCCAGCUCCGUUGCUCCGUCGACUCUGGGAUGGUGGGGUCCUCACCCAGCCGGAGUACUUCUCCUUGCUGGAAACCAGUCCCAAGACAAACCAAGUCAUUGCGCUUCUGGACAGAGUCAGUGGGAAGCUGGAGGACAGCCAGAAAUUCCUGGAAGAGCUGAAAGAACUCAACGAGGUGUAUUGCCCUGAGCUACAGCAAUGGCUGCAGGAACACUGCCCUGAAGAAGAAAAACGAGAUGUGCCUCUGAUCCAGACAGAGCCUUUUCCCAGACCUUCCAAAAGAUCUUUCCUGAAAUUUUGGAAAUCAAAGAAAUACAAGUUUCCAACAACAUCUGCAGCUGCCCUCCAGAGCCACCGCCGCUCACUGCUGACUCGCACUGAGAAACUUUGCACCAAUGUAGAUGACACCGAGUCGUGUGGGCACAUCGAGAUCCGCUAUACUGACCUGCUGCUGUCUGACAACCCUUGCUCCGUCUCUGCUAGCCAUGACUACUUGGGCCUGGCUUCUCGCCGUGCGCGUCUUUACUCCUUCCACGGUCCUCGCCGUCUGGCUCUCUCUCAGCUGGUCUCCCCACUUCCGGAGGGGAGCUCCCCACCUCUCCGUGUGAUGCUGAGCGGUGCCGCUGGCAUCGGAAAGAGUGUGGCAGCUCAGAAGAUCCUCCACGAUUGGGCUCUGGGGGCAGCCUUCCAAAGUUGCCUUUGCGUCUUGGACUUCUCCUUCCGAGAGCUCAGCCUUGUCACAACGCCCCUCAGUCUUGAAGAUCUGAUCCGCAACAAGCACGCCCACUUGAGCGGAGUCCUUCCUGAGCUCCUUGAUCGGCCCGGGGAGCUCCUGCUGAUUUUGGAUGGCCUGGACGAGUUUAGGCAUUCACUAGAGAGCAAGAAUUCCUGUGUCCGUUCAGACCAACCAGCUCACAUCAAAGAUCUGGUGUACGGGCUUCUCUAUAGGACACUGCUGCCUGAGUCCACCAUUGUGGUCACAUCCAGACCUUCUGCAAGCCUUCCAGAAGAUCUCUUUGACCGCCAUGUCGUCAUUCUCGGCUUCCAAGAAGACCACGCGAAGGAAUAUUUCUUCCGUUUUUUCAGAGAUCCCAAGCGGGCCUCGGCUGUGUUUGGUUACAUCUCCGCCCAUGACAACUUAGCCAGCCUCAUUUUCAUUCCCCUCUACUGCUUCAUUCUUUGUACCGCUUUGGGGGAGUUUUUCUCAUGUGUUGGGGUGAAGGAAGCCUCUCCCCCCAGCACCAUUACUGAGGUCUACCGUCAGUAUCUCUGCACCAUCCUUCGGUUGCGCAAGCCACCAUCUGGAAGACCAAAUGAUGCUUUGGGAAGCACCAAAGACUUGGUCCUUCAGCUGGGCAAGUUUGCUUAUGCAGCCACUUUGAGAAACCAAGCCAUUUUUUAUGGAGAUGAGUUACAAAGUUUUGGGUUUGACCCAAAGAACCUGCCUGGUACUUUCUUGAACCGCAUCUUCUUCAAGGAGGAUCAAGUCUACGGGUUCUUCCACUUGACCAUACAGGAGUUCUUAGCUGCUUUGUAUGCUGUGAUCAUCUUGGAGCCCAGUGCUCAGGAGCUAACGAUGUGCCUGGAUCUCUGGUGGGAAGGCAGUGCUGAUGAAGAUGGAGGGGCAGACAGACACUUGUCUCUACCCGUUGGAUCCACUGAUGGACUUUUAGGUUACACUAGGGAGUUCUUGAGUGGACCCCAACAGUGGGACCACUUGCAAAUGUUCUCCAGGUUCUUUAUGGGCCUCUUGACCUCCAGGUUAGAGGGCAGGCUGAAAGAGUUGGCUGGGGGCCUGACGGGGGAUCCUCUUAUUCCCCUGGGUGACUGGCUGGGGAGGAAGGUCCAGUACGAAUCGGAUCGGAAGCUGCUGUCUUUGCUGCAUUGCCUGGCGGAGCUCCGCCAGGAUGCCGUGACUCAGAGGGCAGCUGCCAAGUUGGAUGAAGUGGAUUUGUUCAAGGUGACCUUGAACCCAGCAGACUGCGCAGCUCUGGCAUAUGUUUUAGGAUGCUCAGAGAAGAAGAUACUCCGGAACUUCAACAUCAGCUACAGCAAUUUGGGCAUCAGGGGAUUGAGGCGACUACAGGGGCUCCUCCAUCGGUGUGAAACAUUGCAGCUGCGAUACAAUUCUCUGGAUCAAGAGGCAGCAGCGAUAGAAGCGGGAAUACUGAGGUCCCCCCAGUGCUGGGUGAAACGUCUACUGUUUUGUGGGAACUGCUUAGGCUCUGAUGGGGUGAGGAGUUUAUGGGAUGCACUCCAGCAUAACGCCACUCUGGAAGAGCUCUACCUAGAUAUUACUGGCAUCACAGACAGUGGCCUGGAUAAUAUCCUAGAUUCGCUGACCAGCAACACCACGCUCCGGCUUUUGACCAUUGUGGGGAACCGGCUAAGCAAAGCGGGGAGAGAAGUCCUCUCUGAGCUCCGUCGCCGGAAACCGGAGCUCAAAAUCAUCAGCAGUUUCUUGUCCGACAUGGGGUUGCUCCAGGCUUAUCUGGACUGGGUGGAAGAGAUCAAAGCGGACCCGGAACAGAUGGAGUCAGUCAAAAACGCUGAUGCCCUUCGCUCGGUCCUGGAAGUUUUGGUGGACACUGACGAUCCGGGAGCCCGUCAAGACGCGCGUGAAAAAGCUGCGAAACUGAAGGCGCAGAUCACUGCCCUUCUCCUGAGGGAGAACAAAACAGAAGAAAAUGGGACUCUGGCUCCAUCUGACCUGUAAAUGGAGUCAAUUCCCGGGGAAAACAAAAGAAAACCGUCUUAGAAAUUCAGUUUGCCUUCAGAUGACCUUAUUUACACCUUUUUUUUUUUUUGAUAAGGUGACCCAUUCAAGCACAGAUCCUAGGUCACAGUAAUAUGCAGAUAGUGCCUUGUAAAGCCUGGUUGUUUUGCCCAUCUCAGCAAGAGUGGCAUUUUCUACAAGAACUUGAAAACGGCUCCUUCGUUUGGACUAUGGCUAACCAUGGUGGCUGAGGGAUUCUAGGGCUUGUAGUAGACCCAGCCAGAAGGAAAUGUUCACAAGUUCUGGUUCUGAUCCGCAGAAGGUCUCCAAAAUCUUAGGUGGAGGUCUUCCAUGUUUUUGGACCUUUUAAAUGGAUUUGCCACGGGAUAAAACCUGGAAUCUUAUGCAUGCACAGGAAUCAUGCAUAAAUUGAGUACAGUACUUCUGAACUGGGCAUGAAAGCUGGACAGAAAAGAAAGGUGACCUGUGGGAGAAAAAAUGGAUUUGUUUGAAAUGUG
Molecule: messenger RNA, 3434 nt
Organism: Pogona vitticeps (central bearded dragon)
Lineage: Eukaryota; Metazoa; Chordata; Lepidosauria; Squamata; Agamidae
Source: RefSeq, a predicted model, not a curated record